This is a messenger RNA of Symbiodinium sp. CCMP2592, 1287 nucleotides long. The record is from the annotation of a GenBank genome assembly. Lineage: Eukaryota; Dinophyceae; Suessiales; Symbiodiniaceae.
AUGAUCCUGCAAAGGUGGAGGCCAAAGCUGUCUCUGCUUGCAAUUCAGACGAUAUCUGGGCCGGCCAGUGCCAUUUUGGCUCCGAGUUGUUGCUUGUUCCUCUUUUACCCUCCCCCCCCUGAGCGGCGUGCUGCUAUGAUACCAGGGGCGGGGGGGAAUUUUGGGGGAGGCUAUGCAUUUGAGCCACAGCUGACCCCGAGGACAGAGCGACAUGUGAGGGGCCGGAAAUGCUGGGUUCAUCUGUGGGUCGUGACCUUCUCCAUCCUCUAUGUGACUGCGCUGGUGAUGACAGCGCUCUCGUGGUCGGACAAUGGCCUUUGCUUCAAAUCCUGGUGGUGCGUGUCGCGAAUGUACAUCUGCACCUUCAUCGCGGCCCUCAUGUGGGUGUGGUAUCUCUGGCGCAGCACCACCAGGGAAGGUGAAGUUCCACUGGGCCUUCUCGUCAGCAUUUGGUUCACCACAGGCACCCUCAGCGUCGGCAUGUGUUCGCUGUGUAAUUGGGCCAUGGUACAGCUGUGGGCCUGGCUAGACCCACUUUGCUACAUUACAUACCCAGCCGACAACUGGCCUUGGGAGUACACCUCCACGAGGUGUAUUAUGGUCAAUGCAGUACAGUGGGUGCUAACCGCGGGCAUCAUCGAGGAGAGCUUCAAGUUUGCGUCGUUGCUCAGAUUGCGGCCGACGCCUGGCAAGGUGUUGCAGGGCGUUGCCGGCUGCAGGUGUAGGUUGCCCGGCCUUCCCAAAGCAUGGUACAUGCGGCUUGCCGACUCCCCACUGGCCGUGGCCCUCUGCGGGGUGGCAGCAGGGGGAGGACUGGCAACGACCGAGAAUUUCAUGUACAUUUUUAGCACAGAAAGCAUUGACAAAGCUUUCAGAGAGGGAGAUCUGGAGUCAGCAUAUGGCCGCAUCGCGGCGUCCUUCGCCCACAUGGUUUGGACAGGCUAUGCCGCUUGCGGCCUAGCGAAGUGGCAGUUCCUGCCCGAGGGAGACCCAGCCAGGCCCAAGAGUCGCGUUCAGUAUCUCCUUCCUCCCAUCUUUCUGCACGGCCUGUACAACUGGUGUUCUACCCUUCAGCGCUGUGAGGCCUACGAGGAGACGUACCAGGGACAGCUUUACAAAAGUGAUGGCUGCUACCUACCGCCAACAUGGCGAAUGGUUUUCAAAGCAGCACACACCGUUGUCAUGCUUCUCAGCUUCUACUGGUGGCAUGCAGAGUUUUCCGAGAUUGCAGGAGACGAGGAGGAGGAGGAGGAGCCAGCCGCGAGUCGACGAGCCGAGGCCGCGUAA